AUGGCGUCACACCGAAGAUCGAGGUCUCUAUCGACCCCUUCCGAGGGUGAGAUCGUCGAGACAGGCUCAGAGUUGAAGGCAACUGCGUCAAAACCUCCUCUUAAUGGCACCAGCGUUGACCGUCCCCCCAGAGCUAGUGCACCCAGAUCCCCUGCUCCACGCCGAGGCAGCCGAUCGCCACACCGACGCAACUCAUGGAAUAGAUCGCGAUCUCGAUCCCCCUCUCGCUCACCGUACCGGGACAACAGAGAUAGUGGUUAUAAGCGCAGACGCGAUGAUGAUUACGAUGAGCACGAGAGUCGGAACGCACGGUAUGAACCCUCACGCCGCCAUGGUUCCAGAUACGACGACAGACAGGAUCGAGGACCUUCCCACCGAGCCAACAAGCCGUAUCACGACUAUGACCGAGAAGAAACGUACGGCGGUGGUCUACGGUACGAGGAUGAUCACGAUCAACGCCAAGAUAAGCGCCAGCGCACCCGCAACCGAUCUCCGUACCGCGAUCCACGGAAGCAGAAACAGUAUGAUGAGCCGGACUCAGCUGCGCAUUCAUCGGACCGCAAUGGACGUGGUUCUACCUCUAGUCAGGUAGUGGGUGAAAGAAACCCCCUGGCUGGCUCUCGGAAUUCCAAGCUUGGUGCUGAAACACAACCAAACCAGGUGCAGCAGGUUCUUCCCUCCCGUGUUCAUUUCGCAAAAGAUGUAAAGGCCCCUUCCUCAGACGUUACGCAAGAGCCGCAGAUCUCGGAGCCAGUUGACGAAGCUGCAGUCGCGGAGGCACGUCGGAAACGUCGUGAGGCCAUCUUGGCGAAGUAUCGAAGCCAGGCAUCACCCUUGCAUCUUCAAGCAGUGCACGCUGGCGAUGGUGAUACAGAUUCAUCCACCCCUGGCACCGAGCCAGUCAGUGCACUAGACACAGCGGACUCUCCAUCCUUUUCCCCAGCACAGACACCCAAUGGGCAAACAGGGCAAGGUUUUGCCGAUUUCAACGUCGGAAAGGAUACAGACCUGGUGAACUCCAGUGCGCCAACCGGUGGUAUGGAGGAAGAUGACCCCUCUGCUGCAGACUAUGAUCCUACGAUUGACAUCAAAGAGGAGAGACAAAAACACAAUGGUAGUCAAAGCACAAAGGAAGAUGUAUCGUCUGCAGCAUACGAUGAGACACAAACUGUGAAGCAGGAUAUUCUUAUUCCCGAUGCCCCUCCUCAUCAACCCCCACCUCCUGCAAAGGAUCCUUAUGAUAUGUUUGCAGAUGACGAUGAUGAUAUGUUCGCCGAAGAGAAGGAAGGACAACCGACCCAUGCCUCGGCAAUGUCCGCCAUACCACAAGCCAAAGAGUUGGACAUUAGCAUGAUGGAUAACUGGGAUGACCCUGAGGGAUAUUACAACCUCCGUAUUGGUGAGUUGAUCAACGGCCGGUACCAUGUCACACAGACCCUUGGUAAAGGCAUGUUUUCUUCUGUUGUCCGAGCCACCGACUCCACAACGAGCGCCCUCGUGGCGAUUAAGAUUAUCCGUCAGAACGACACCAUGCGCAAGGCCGGUAUGAAGGAAAUUGGGAUUCUGGAACAGCUGCGCGAAGCAGACCCCGAAGACAAGAAGCAUGUCAUCAAGUUCGAACGCUACUUUGAGCAUAAGGGUCAUCUGUGCAUGGUUUUUGAAAACCUGAGCAUGAACCUUCGUGAAGUGCUUAAGAAAUUUGGACGUGAUGUUGGACUGAACCUGCGUGCAAUCCGGGCCUAUUCCCAGCAGAUCUUCCUUGGACUGAGUCUCCUCCGCAAAUGUAAUAUCCUCCAUGCCGAUCUAAAACCCGACAAUCUCCUUGUGAACGAACAGCGCAACAUCCUCAAGGUCUGCGAUUUGGGUUCCGCAUCCUCCUCUUCAGACAAUGAGAUCACGCCUUAUUUGGUCAGUCGGUUCUACCGUGCUCCGGAGGUCAUCCUGGGCAUUCCAUACGACUAUGCCAUUGAUGUGUGGUCCAUCGGAUGUACGCUUUUCGAGCUCCACACGGGAAAAAUCCUCUUCACUGGUCGGAACAACAACCAGAUGCUCAAGUCCAUCAUGGAGUGCCGUGGCAAAUACCCGCCCAAGGUUCUACGCCGUGGUAACCUGUCCCAUCUGCAUUUCGAUGACAUGCUCAACUUCCACAGCCUGGAAGAAGACAAAGUUACAGGUCGGCGUGUCGAUCGCAUCAUAGAUUUCAAAAAGCCCACACGCGACUUGAAGUCGCGGCUAACUGGCAAGGGCACUCGUGGAAUGUCAGAUGUUGAGGUCAAGGAGUUGACCCAGUUUUUCGAUUUCUUGGAUCGUUGCCUGACUCUGAAUCCCGAGAAGCGUAUUACCCCCUCAGAGGCGUUGAAGCAUCCUUUUUUGGCUCCUAAAUAG
Molecule: messenger RNA, 2385 nt
Organism: Penicillium verhagenii
Lineage: Eukaryota; Fungi; Ascomycota; Eurotiomycetes; Eurotiales; Aspergillaceae
Product: putative serine/threonine protein kinase (Prp4)
Exons: 3
Coding region: 1-2385 (794 amino acids)
Biological process (GO): peptidyl-threonine phosphorylation; mRNA cis splicing, via spliceosome; peptidyl-serine phosphorylation
Molecular function (GO): ATP binding; protein serine/threonine kinase activity
Source: RefSeq, a predicted model, not a curated record